This is a messenger RNA of Gorilla gorilla gorilla (western lowland gorilla), 464 nucleotides long. RefSeq names its product PIK3R3 upstream open reading frame (gene P3R3URF). Bases 77 to 364 code for a protein of 95 amino acids. The transcript has 2 exons. NCBI's taxonomy places the organism in Eukaryota, Metazoa, Chordata, Mammalia, Primates, Hominidae. The record is from RefSeq and is a predicted model, not a curated record.
CUUUGUAUGUCAUAGAGGCCUCAGCUACCCUGGCCAACAGCACCCCCCAGGCACACUGCAGAAGCUCCCUGUGCCCAUGGGGCCAUCUCGGCUUGUCCGUGGCCCUCGGCCCCAGGGCAUGCGUUCCCCCUACCGCAGGCCAGGUAUGGGCUGGCCCAGGCCCCGAUUUCCCAGGAUGUUCAAGUGUAGCCGCAGAAGAUAUCAGCAGGGUCUCCGAGGUCGAACUGCCAGCAGUGCAGCCAUCAAUCCUGCCACCAGGGCCAUGGGUAUCAACAACACCCACACUGACACCACCAUAGUGUGGAUCUUCCCACCUCAAGUUCUCAGACAUCUCUGGCAACCUGGGAUUUUUCUGAUCCUCUAGAAGUGCCCAGAAGCUAGCCCAGAAGCUUGGUUUGCCCUGGACCUGCAUCUCCUAGGGGCCGUGUGGGUGGUGAACAACAAAUAUAGUCAUUCUGCUCAAA